GGGGCCCUGCCUUUCUCUUUCCACCAUCUUGGUCGCUGUGGAGGUGAGUGAGAUUCCUGCCGCUGAACUUUGGGAACAAAUAUUUAAGGCCUGCUGGGAACAGGACUUCUAAAAUAUGGCUGGAAGGCUAUGGUCCAAGGCCAUUUUUGCUGGCUACAAGCGGGGUCUCCGGAACCAGAGGGAGCAUACAGCUCUUCUUAAAAUUGAAGGUGUUUAUGCCCGAGAUGAAACAGAAUUCUAUCUAGGCAAGAGAUGUGCUUAUGUGUACAAAGCAAAGAACAACACAGUGACUCCUGGUGGCAAACCGAAUAAAACUAGAGUAAUCUGGGGAAAAGUGACACGUGCCCAUGGAAACAGUGGCAUGGUUCGCGCAAAAUUCCGAAGCAACCUUCCAGCUAAGGCCAUAGGACACAGAAUCCGUGUGGUAAGUACAGUCUUGGCAAUAUGGCACCAUGCUGAGUCAAACUAAGCUUAAAGAUUUGGG
Messenger RNA from Talpa occidentalis (Iberian mole), 484 nucleotides. RefSeq names its product ribosomal protein L35a (gene RPL35A). Gene Ontology annotation, cellular component: ribosome; cytosolic large ribosomal subunit. The record is from RefSeq and is a predicted model, not a curated record. Bases 116 to 469 code for a protein of 117 amino acids. Gene Ontology annotation, biological process: cytoplasmic translation; ribosomal large subunit biogenesis. The transcript is spliced from 4 exons. Gene Ontology annotation, molecular function: structural constituent of ribosome. Lineage: Eukaryota; Metazoa; Chordata; Mammalia; Eulipotyphla; Talpidae.